AUGGGAUUAUUUUCAUUAACCACCAACACAACAAUAACUAACAUACAAUGGCAUACAUAUCCAAUUUUUCUGUUUCUAUUAUUACUAUGUUUAUUUACUAUAGUAGGAAAUUUGUUAAUAAUAUAUCUUAUUAUUCGUGAAUUUACAUUACAUACAUCGAAAUAUUACUAUAUUGCAUCAUUGGCACUUGCUGAUCUUUUAGUUGGUUUAAUAGUGAUGCCUUUUGCAUUUAUAUUUACAUUGACAAAUGAUGAAUAUUGGUUGUUUUCACAACAUAUGAGAUUUCUAUGUGAUUUUUGGCAUUCAAUGGAUAUAUUUGCAUCAACAGCAUCUAUAUUAGGACUGUGUACUAUUGGAUUAGAUCGAUAUGUAGCCAUUACAAGACCAAUGAAACAUCUAAAUUCAUUUAUAUCAAAGAGAUGGUAUUAUAUGGUAUCAUUUAUAUGGAUAUGUUCAGCAGUGAUAUCAUUUCCAGCAGUAAUUCACAUUGGAACAGAACAAGUAUCUUCUCGACAACCAAUUGUAUCAAAUCACGAAACAUCGAAAGAAUGUGAAUUUCCGAAUAAUCCGUAUUAUGUAUUAUUCACAACUACCGUAUCAUUUUAUUUACCAUUCAUCAUUAUGAUUUAUGUCUAUAUUAAAGUGUAUUUGGCAGCUAAAAAACAAGCUUCAGCACUUCGUUCAGGUUACAAACGUCAACAUUUGAUUAAAUCAAAAAAAUCAUGCAUUCCAAAAUUUCGUUUAAGACAAACUCUAAUUGAGAAAGGAUCAAAAAUAAAAAAACGAGUGAAAAUCUCUAAUAAAAAUGUACAUAAUAAAUCAAAUGUAUUAUUACAGAAUCCUAGAGUGUCAAUUGAAUUAAUAACACUUCGUAUUCAUUGUGGUUCAUAUCAACAUCCAACCCUAGAAUCAAUCAAUCAGAAUCAUGAACAUGACAAUACAUUUGUUAAUAAAAUUCUAAAACAAAAUAUACAUAGAAAAAAUUUGUGGAGACAAAUUUCACAAGAUCAAAAGGCUACUAAAUUUAUUGGUAUUGUUAUGGGUGCAUUUAUUGGUUGUUGGUUACCACUCUUUGUUUAUCUUUUAUUGAAUGGUGUUUUUGGUUUACGUUUGAAAGAUGAUCAAAAUCAUCAAUUAUUAUUCAAUAUACUUACAUGGCUAGGAUAUACAAAUUCGGCAUUGGAUGUUCUUGUUUAUGCUUUUACUUCUAAAGAACUGAAAACUUUAUUUUUAAAUACAAUGAUCGAAAUAAAGUCUAUUAAAAGUUUUAAAACAAUUCAUCAGAAAACGAUAUUAAUUAUUUUAGUUCGAAGUGGUUUAAGUCCAUACGUUGGACAAUUAGAUGUGACAUUAGGUAACCAGGCUCGUGAUGGAGAUUUGCUGAAAAGAGCUGAUACUCAAAUAACUCCUACUGUUCAAAUCAACUUGAAAACUGAUUCAAAAAUGUCCUUUUUUACAUUAGUUAUGAUUGAUCCUGAUGCACCUCGGCGAGGUAAUGAAGUAGCUGGUCCAUGGCUACAUUGGAUUAAAGCUUCAUUCAAAGGAAACAAUGUCAAUAGUGGCACAACUCUCGCUGAUUACCAAGGCCCAGCACCACCGGAUGGCACUGGUCCGCAUCAAUACAUUAUCUUAUUGUACAAAUCAGCCAAUGGUCAAGUAGCUUCCGGCAGUGGAACCAUUGGUGUAAGUGACUCGAGCAAACGCAAACAAUUUCAAUUACAAAAAUUUGAGAAGAACAAUAAUUUUAAGUUGGUAGCUGCUACUUCGUUCAUUGUUAGAGCUAAAGAAACGAACAAAGAUGGAAAUCUUUGA
Rotaria sordida is the source of this 1812-nucleotide messenger RNA. The record is from the annotation of a GenBank genome assembly. Lineage: Eukaryota; Metazoa; Rotifera; Eurotatoria; Philodinida; Philodinidae.